This is a messenger RNA of Cyclocybe aegerita, 2442 nucleotides long. Lineage: Eukaryota; Fungi; Basidiomycota; Agaricomycetes; Agaricales; Hemipholiotaceae. The record is from the annotation of a GenBank genome assembly.
AUGUCCACCUCGAUGACCGCUCAGAGCCUACCCCCCACGCAAAACACGCUCGACAGGGAACAGCGCUCGCGCCUCCUCCGCUCAGCCCGCAAGCUCGAGGCUGUCCUCGGUGCUACGCCCUACCUCCUCGAGUCCUACCUCCUCGAAUCCCAACCCGAUAUCGCCGCAGCACCCUCAGAUAACGGCUCAGACGCGACGCUCGUUGUCGUUGCUGCUCCCACUUUUACCCCUUCGCCUUCGCCUUCGCCUUCCACCCACCACUCCCAGAGCAAGCCCCGAUCCCACACACGCAGCCGCCCCGCAACGCCCCAGCCCCCCGCCGGCCCCCGGCGCCCUAACACCAACAAAACUUCUUCCCGCCAAGGGAGAAUCUCCCCCUCGUCCAGCGUGUCGAGCUUCGACCCCGCAGAGCCCGAAUACGUCUUCGUAGACUGCCGCUCGCGUGCCGCACCAUACACCGUGCAGUUCGUGCCCGAUCCGAACGAGGACUACUCAGAGUCCUCGGCGUACUCGACACCGGCGUCUUCGAGGUGCCCGUCGCCUAUGCCCAUGCCCAAGAAGGAAUUGAAGAGCUCCUCGGCCCCGCUUGCUGUCGCGUUGGACCUCCCGGCGGUCCGCCACACGCACACUCACACACGCACCAUUAGCACAAGCUCCAACAAGAAAGCCAAGGGCCCACAGGCUCUCGCACAGCCCCUCCUCCUCCGCCUUAGGUCCGUGCCCAUCAGUACUCUACCCCCGCAUGCGGCUUUGAAUUUGAGGAAGGGCGUUUCCGCGGACGAGACGUGUCACGGUCCCUUGACGACCGAGGACGGGGGUUUGGGUUUAAAGACGGAAGACUCGGAGAAGGGCAUCUGCAGUGCACCCGCGAAGGUCAAGCCAUCCACAGAGAAGAAACCGCUCUCGCCUGUGUCGUCGACGUUCAACAUCACCGCUAGCAAGCACUCUUCCUCGUCCAAUUCCUCGAGUUCGUGCUCGACGAUCUCAGGCUCGACGAUCACACACUCUACCAUAACGCACCACCACCCCUCGCGCCUCCCCAGGCGGUUCAGUGUCUCUUCUUAUUCCGCGUCUGCGUACUCCCAGCCUUCUUACUCCCACUCAACGGCGAAUCGCCACGCCAACUCGUACCUCAUGGACCUCCCAAGCCCUACACCCUCCUUCACCUCUGCCCUCUCCUCCUUCGACCACCCACCGCUCUCACCGAUGAUCGCGGCGCUGGACAUCCCUUCGUCGCCUUCCUCUCCCUCAUUCACACAUCCUACACGCCACAAGAAGGGCCCGAACAGCCGCUCCUUGACCGACCGCGAGAAGCGCCGGAAGAUGGCCAAAGAUGGCCAAAAGGGCCCGAACAGCCGCUCCUUGACCGACCGCGAGAAGCGCCGGAAGAUGGCCAAGUUGCAACGGACGCUGGGGGAGAAUGUCCCUCCCGAGCUGGUGUUUCGGGCUGUCGUUGGUGGCUCUUCUUCCGCUCCUGCUUCUUCCUCUGCUUCCACAGCGAACGCCAACUCAGCUUCGUCGUCGUCGUCGUCUUCUGUCAAAACCACCGACAAAACCACCGCCUCUGCCUCUGCUUCCGCAACGGUCCUCACGAACCCAGCCAAACGCACCUCAUCCCUAUCUAUGGCCGUUCCAAGACCGAGGGCCAUCGAUGUGUUUGCGGCGCAGUACCAGAGACAUCAGGCUAGUCGGUCGAUGGUCAUGGGUGGUGGUGUUGGGAUGCCGCUUGCGGUGGCGGAGGCGCCUGUGCCUGCACCUUCGUCCACUCAGCCCGAGGCUGUGGCGACGACGCCGGCGAGUAAGGUGAUCGAGAAGUUGAGGGAACGCACGAUCAGCGAGCGGACGAAGAGUUCGUCGGGCAAUUGCAGUACGAGUGCGAGUGGGUCGAGCACAGCGAGCAGUGGGAGUACGACGGCGACCGGAGGAGAAAGGAGAAAGAAGCACAGGCCCAGAAGCCUGACUCUGGGCAGCGCGUCGGCGUUCGUUGGGGCAGAGAGUGCCAUCGCUGCGUCGAAGGCUAGUGAUAGGAAGGGCAAGAGCAAGAUGAAGGCGUUGCCUAACUCCCCUAUGCAUUCCCUGUCGCAGUCCCAGACUCAGUCCCAAAGUCAGGCGGAACGACAGACCCAAGCAGAAAGACAAGCAGAGCGAAACCGCCUCUUCCCGUCAAGAGGCACCGUUUCCCUCGACUCGGAGCGCUCGAUCGCGACUACGACCGCGACAGACGAUCGAGAGGUGCCGUUCGCCGCCGUGGGGCGCCGGAUGGACUCUUACCCACUUCCUGGGGAUGGGAAGGAGGAUGCCCAUGCGAAUGCGAAUGUGAAUGUGAAUGGACAAUUGACGGUGGAGUGGGGACGGAGGAAGGAGAGGGAAUGGAGUGGGGAGUGGAAUAAGCGGGAUAUGGAGGAGGUGGCGAGGGCGUUGAGGGGGUUGAAGGCGCACUAA